Pedinophyceae sp. YPF-701 is the source of this 345-nucleotide messenger RNA. NCBI's taxonomy places the organism in Eukaryota, Viridiplantae, Chlorophyta, Pedinophyceae. The record is from the annotation of a GenBank genome assembly.
AUGGACAAGAACCCGCACAACCUGGCUGGCUCCCACAAGGACAAGGACGGCGAGAAGCUGCGGAAGGAGCUGGCGAAGGAGGAGCGCGCCGCGAAGAAGGAGGAGAAGAAGCAGCAUGAGCUCGAGAUGAAGAGGUUGGCCAAGGAGGAGCGCAUGAUGCGCGACUCGGACUCGAAACGGGCGCGCGCGGACGCCCGCGACGCGCAGAAGAAGGCCGCGCACGUCCCGUCCGAGGCCUGCGAGCACGGCGUGCACUCGUGCCGCAUCUGCCACCCUGUGCAAUCCAAGAAGGAUCACGUCAGCCACCACAAGGACAAGCCGCACGCGCUGGUCACGGCCGAGUGA